This is a messenger RNA of Triticum dicoccoides, 4003 nucleotides long. RefSeq lists its product as uncharacterized. Gene Ontology annotation, molecular function: double-stranded DNA binding. Gene Ontology annotation, biological process: regulation of DNA-templated transcription. The record is from RefSeq and is a predicted model, not a curated record. The transcript has a single exon. Bases 71 to 1228 code for a protein of 385 amino acids. Lineage: Eukaryota; Viridiplantae; Streptophyta; Magnoliopsida; Poales; Poaceae.
UACAGUCUCGCUCGCUCGCCGCCGCCGCCCGUUUCCCCAUCCCCUUGCCGCGGCCAUCGCCGCCGCCGCCAUGCUCCGGCUCCGGUGCUGCGUCCUCAUCCAGCUCCUCUCUUCUCCACCCCCGUCUCCCGCCUCCCAGCUCCGCCGCCUCAUCUCCGCCGCAGCGCCCGCCAUCUCCCCGAACCCUACCAGCUUCGCCGUAGAGGACUACCUCGUCGACACCUGCGGCCUCGCCCGGCCCCAGGCACUCGAGGCCUCCGCCAAGCUCUCCCACCUCAAGUCCCCCGCGAAUCCCGACGCCGUCCUCGCCUUCCUCGCCGGCCUCGGCCUCUCCGGCGCCGACGUCGCCUCCAUCGUCGCCAAGGACCCGCUGUUCCUCUGCGCCAAAGUGGAGAGGACCCUGGCCCCCGUCGUCGCGGGGCUCACCGGCCUCGGCCUGUCGCGCUCCGAGAUCGCGCGCCUCGUCUCGCUCUCCCGUGACAGAUUCCGCCGUAUGUCCACCGUCUCCAAUGUGCAGUACUACCUGGGCUUAUUCGGCUCCUUCGAGAACCUCCUCCGUGCUGUCAGCCGUGGCUUAUGCCUUCUCUCGGCCAACCUCGAGACGGUGGUCAAGCCCAAUGUGGCGUUCCUGCAGGAGUGCGGGCUAGGUGACUCCGACAUUGCCAAGUUGUGCGUCACCCAGCCAUGGCUGCUCGCCUCCAACUUGGAGCGCGUCCGGGAAGUGGUGGCACUUGCUGAAGGUAUAGGUGUGCCUCGUGGCUGUAGGAUGUUCAGACACGCAUUGAAUGCUGUUGCACGCCUCAGCAAGGAGAAGAUCGCUGCCAAAGUGGAUUACUUGAAGACGACGUUUAGGUGGUCGGAUGCUGAGGUCCGCAUUGUUGUGUCCAAGUUUCCAUUUGCGCUGAUAAGUUCUGACCAGAUGGUGCAGAGCAAGUCAGAGUUCCUGAUCUCUGAGGCGGGGUUGGAACCGGCAUACAUCGCUCAUCGGCCGGCAUUGCUCUUGUACAGCCUGGAGGGCCGGAUCAAACCCCGGUACUAUGUUCUAAAGUUUCUUAAGGAAAAUGGAUUGCUUCGUCAUGACCGAGAUUACUAUAAUGCAGUCAUGCUGGCAGAGAAGGUAUUCAUGGAGAAGUUCAUAUGCCCUCAUAAGGAAGCUGCGCCGCACCUCACAAAAGACUAUGAUGCCGCUUGCAAAGGGGAAAUGCCGACUAAUUUCAGAUUCACAUGAGCCAUGAACGGGUUAUGAAAAUUCGUAUCUGUGUGCUGGUUGUCUGUUGAUGUAUGUCUGCUAGAUAUCCUGGGCUAGUCGUUGCUAACGUGUGAUGAAACUGAUAGUUUGUUUCUGAAUCCUGAUAUGUAGUGUCAUCAUUCAGUUGAGAAGAAACCAUGGCUUCGUUAUGAACUUUUCCAUCCGCAUUAAUGAUUUUAAACACACGUAUUGGACCUAAGAAAGUGUGAGAUGAAGCCAUUCUGCAAUGCAAAUUAAAAUUUUAGUUUUCAAGUUAGUUGCUGGUGCAUUGAGAGUUUGAGACAAUGGGCCUGUUUGCAUCCAGCCAGCAACAGCCUUACCAAAAAUAUUUGGGUAUUGACUGGCUUGUUGGCCUUUGGUUGGAAGCAGAGUUUUUGGUUAUGCGCCAAAGUUUUGGUUGCUCGUUCAGUUCUAGCAUCAGGUUGUUGUCGUAUCCACGCGGCAAAAUAGUGCACUAAUUUUUUGGCGAGCCCUGAUUUGGCGAAUCUGGUAUGGGCGGCAUCCAAACAGCCCUGAUGAGCCAAGGUAAGGUCUCCUUCAUUGUGGGUAAUGAACUCCUAAUGUUCUAUUAAUGUUUUUUAAUUCAUAGUGGAUAAUUGGAGGAUCUUUUUUAGGUAAAUAGUCUUUUCUGAUAGCAACUGGCGGGGAUGUUGCCUCCUGGUUUUAGUGAUUCGUAUUUAGUAGUAUCAAUUAACCUGUCUCUGGCUUAAUCUUAUUUUCAGUUGCUGUUUGAUCUAAAAAUAAUUUAGGUUUGCUCAUAUGCAGAUUCACAGCAAUCCACUUUUGCUCUAGUUAGCUAACUAAUUAUAGAUGUAGUCUUUCAGCUAUCAGCUAUUGAAAGUCUCUGGAAGUGAGUUCACUUAAGUUAUGCUAAAAUAGUACGACUUUACUUGGUUCAGAUGUAACGGUUUGGAGCCAUUGGUCCUACUGGAAAUACCUACUGGGCUGUAGGAUAACUGGGCAGGGCCCACAUCUGUACAUGUUAUCUGCGAAAGAGAGAUGCUCACUUAAAUAAACUUUGAACUAUCACAUAGAGUUGGGUUAUAAGCAUUGGCAUUAUUUAAGAAAGUAAACAAUCAGAUGCAUGGCUAUGGUCUCUGUCGUACAGGUUCCAAUAAAUUUCCUCAUUUUCGUGGUAUAUAGGAUGAACUGGAAUAGGGAAAAUAAGUUUAAGUCAUCAGGCCUAUUUUUGGGAGAAAAUCAUAUGUAACAACUAAUUUCAGCUAAAGAUGUUUUAACACAAUAAUUGGUUUCCCAUGUUACCUUUUGACAAUGCUUUGAGAAGUAAAUUUUAUGUAGGCCGUUGGCUCAAAAUGCAGCUCACCAUUUAGUGUGAAUCUAAUGUCUUUAUGAAGUGUAUGCUUUAGCAUUUUAUACUAUUUACUGAGACAAUGGUCCAGACCGGACCGAUGGCAACAUUUUAUACUAUUUGCUGACACGUUUAUAUAUGUCAAUGCAAGAAUAGAAAUGUGUAUGUUGUGUUGUUUGUGUAGUUCAUUAAAACAUCUAUUUACCUACUGUUUGGUUAGUGCUUGCAGGAUCUGACAAUAGCCUAUUCUGCCUCUUACAGCUCUCAUCCCUUCUUCUUGACAUGAAGGAGAUUUGCAUCCAUUUACGAUUUCCUAGAGAGUUUAUAAAGGCCUGCUCAUGUUAAUCUUGGAAACAUACCACAUGAAGGAACUAUUCUUUUUUAGAUCUUCAUUGCAUACGCUCUCUAAUUUUUUGUUCAUGGUUUUCCUUUUUACGUCCUUGCUAAAAUAUUCAACCUUAUAGUUAUGUUAUUUGGGCUACACAUCCACAUGUUUGCUUUCUAUGAUUGCUUAUACACUCGAGAGAUUAUCUUGAAUUCUGGGACUCGAAAACGUUCUCUGACUUGGCUUUGUCUAUAUUCUGCAUUGUUACUCCAGAUAGAAUCCACAGUAGUUAGAUAAGUUUGCUUGAAAACUUCUGACUGAUGGACAUGCUGGUCCAAUGGCAACACCAGCCAAUCAUGUACAACUUUUGUAGUCAAAGCAAAGUGAUGGUUGUUUAUAGAUGAUGAUUUACAUAGCGGUUCGAUGCUAAUUAAAGUAACUUUUCUUGUGCUCCAUGAUUAGACGAUUGCCGUCUUGGCCCUUGAAAAUAUCAUUGGACAAAUUACUGCUUUGUACGAAAUACUACUCUUAUUUUCCUUAAUCAUAGUUUCCUAGGUGUGAAAAUCUCUCUAUCAGCCUGUUCUUGUUAAGAAGAUGCACUGUCUUACAUAUGAUUCAGAGCAUGUGAGCUGCCGGAUCUGUUUGUAUGUCGCCUGAACCCUACCUAGUGGUCUGCAACGCCUUGAGCAAAAGUUGGGAGUCUAUCACAGAUCGAUUCAGAUCUGAGGCGUUAUAUCUUAAAAGAAUACCGAGAGUUUGUUUAACUGGAUGGACGCAGCCUUGGCUAGAGCAUCUGCAAUUGUAUUUUGUUCUCUUGAAACACAGGCCUGAAGCUUACAAAAAGUUCGUUGCUCAGCUGCAUGGUAACUGGUUGCAGAGUCCAGUGAGGAGCUGGAGUGUUUUCCGCUAGGUAAGUCUGAUGCAUGCGGUCCUAGUGGUGUGGACAGCUUCUGCAUGUACAGGGGAGGGAGGAAUUGCCUGAACAUUGGCAAUAAUAGGGAGUUGGCCCAUGGAUGUAGAGGGAGCUAUGUAUUUGGUGCUAGCUGUUGAGUCUCAAUUGAGCAUGUAACUGUAUCCUUUUUAUGCUUUUUGGCUCGCACCUGUGGUAGAUUCUGGUGUC